Messenger RNA from Salarias fasciatus (jewelled blenny), 3263 nucleotides. It is a transcript of the gene fto, whose product is annotated as FTO alpha-ketoglutarate dependent dioxygenase. Bases 1 to 1902 code for a protein of 633 amino acids. Gene Ontology annotation, molecular function: mRNA N6-methyladenosine dioxygenase activity; broad specificity oxidative DNA demethylase activity; ferrous iron binding. The transcript is spliced from 11 exons. NCBI's taxonomy places the organism in Eukaryota, Metazoa, Chordata, Actinopteri, Blenniiformes, Blenniidae. The record is from RefSeq and is a predicted model, not a curated record. Gene Ontology annotation, biological process: DNA alkylation repair; regulation of multicellular organism growth; RNA repair.
AUGUCAGGCGAGUGUAAACACAACUCCAGGAACAUGAAAAGAUCGGGUGACAGUGAGGGGGAGAAGAGAAGAAAGAGGAGGAGGUUACUGCAUGAGUUGGGGGACCAAAAGAUCCCUUUCCUUGGGCCAUCGGAUCGAGGCUUUCAGCAACUGUGGGACUCCAGUUACUCCGGCCUGGUGCUGAGGAGAUCUUGCUCGCUACCUGCGGAGCUCCACAGCCGGGUGCAGGCAGCUCUGCUCACCCUCAGAGGAAAGGGCUGCCUCCUGAGGGACCUGGUUCGCGUCCGUGACCGAGAUGUCUUCACCGCCGUCUCACGGGCCCUGCUGGGCGAGCCGGGCCACACCUAUCGCUAUCUGGACACGCGGCUCUUCGCCAUCCCCUGGCACAGCGAGGACCCUGAGGUCAAAGGACAGAACUGUUGUGACGCAGAUCUGAGAGCCGCGUGCAAAGCAUUGUGGGAGCUGAACACCUUUUUCUGCUCCGAUGUGUCUCAGCUCAAAGAGGGGGACAGGUUAACACACUGCGGGAAGGGAGAUGUGGAAGCCAAGCAAGGGGAAGAGGGGGACACUGAGUCAAAACACAGUGAAGACUCCAAGAAUAGUGAGGGAGGGGACUCAGAGUCCAGACAGAGCGAGGAGGGGGACACUGAGUCCAAGCACAGCGAGGAGUGGGACAUCGAGUCCAGACACAGUGAUGAAGGCUGUUCUGGGACAAAACAUGAAGGUGAGUGGGAGUCCGAGCUCAAACACAGCGCAGAGGAGGGAGAAUCCUCUCAAAGCAAACAGCACAGCGAAGGAAAAUGUCCCGCUUGGGGCACGAAGGACGUCAGCGGCACAGAGACAGAACCUGCGGGACUCGGGGCUCAGGAGAAACCUGUCACCGAACUGAAGCACAGCCUGUCGGAUUACCACAUACAAGACACGGACGAACCGACGAGCAGGCAGGGCUGCUCCCAGCCCAGCCCUCCACAGGUAUUCACAGGCCCGGUCAAGUUCAAUGUCACUUUGCUCAACUACAUGGACCCGGGAGCGGCCCCCCAGCUCAAAGAAGAGCCCUACUACGGCAUGGGGAAAAUGGCAGUGGGGUGGCACCACGAUGAAAACCUCAUCACUCAUUCCCCCGUGGCUGUUUACAGCUACAGCUGUCAUAAUGACAAAGGUGAGAGCGGUGAGGGAGGCAGCGGCGAGAAGGCGUGCUGGAGGAUCGGGCUGAAGGUGGCCUGGGACAUCCACACACCUGGCCUCAUCCUGCCGCUGGAGUCUGGAGACUGCUACUACAUGAGAGAUGACCUGAACAGCACACACCAGCACUGCGUCCUUGCCGGCGAAGCCGCGCGCUUCAGCUCCACGCACAGAGUGGCCGAGUGCUCCAGUGGGACCCUGACCUACAUCCAGUCGCGGUGCCAGGAGGCCCUGUCCAACCUGCACACUGACCCCGAGACGGGCUCCCACAGCCUGCUGGCCCUGCUGCCGACGACGCUCCAGCACUGUGAGGAGAUUCACAAUGAGGUGGAGUUCGAGUGGCUGCGGCAGUACUGGUUUCAGGGCCAGCGUUACGCCCGCUUCUGCAGCUGGUGGAGCAGCCCGAUGGAGCAGCUGGAGCGGGACUGGAGGCUCAUGGAGACCAUGACGAUGCUCUUCCUGGCUACGGUGGAGGAGGAAGGCCGAGCUGGGGAGGGGAGGAGGGAGAUGGCAGAAACCCUGCUGUCUGCCUUGACAGACAGACACCAGCAGAGACAGACAUGGAGAGACAGGUGCCACUCCAGUCUGGCCCAGACGUUGCCCCCCGAGGAGGCCCCGGUGGACCGGCCCUUCUGGGGCGUGGACGACCCCAGCAUGCCUCUGCCCUUUGAUCUGGCAGACAUCAUCAACAGAGUGGAGUCACUGCUCUGGAGGAUGUGAAGGAUGGGCAGAGGAGGCACGAGGAGAGGAGAAACCCACCAGCUAUUCUGAAUGGUCCCCACAUCAGCCGAGGGGACGAACCACUGAUGACACCUUCUGUUGUCACUCCGCCCAGAUUGAUUUCCUUUCGAUUGGAGCAUCUACACCCUCGUCCUCCCUCCUACUCACCCCCCACCACCCUCCGCUACCCCCCCAACCCCGGCCCGGCCGGCGCCCUGACCCGCCACGGUCACCAACUUGACCGUGGCUGGAUUCGAAAUAGCCCUGUCUUAUACACACACACACACACACACGCACACGCACACGCACACAUACGCACACACACACACACACACACACACACACACACACUUACACGCCAGUAAAUCCAGAAUAGCGCUUCAGUAACAUGCUAACUACGCAAAAAGGCUUAGCGCCAAGCUACUAGUGUCACAACGGUCUAAUGAAGCAUACCUGCAUUUCAGUGUUAGCAUACAUUGUACAACUAUUUAUUAUUUCAGUGUACUCUGUUACUUAAUCUCAUGUAACCCAGUCAUGCUUUUAUCAGUGGAUUGACUCAUUCUCGGUAGUCACAGUACAGCACAUACAUAUAUGCUUUCUACUCGUCACACAGUGUUAUGAUACAGUAUAGAAUGGUAAGAAAACUCAACUUUGCUCGACAUGGUGUUCAUUCUUCAUUUGUGUACAGUGUAGCUACCCCCACCCCUCCACCCCCCCCCUCCUCUCACACCACCCUUUGUUUUUAUUGUGUUCAGAAGGGGAACGAGCCUGAAGAGACCAAAGAAAGAUUAGGAUCAGAAAGUUAUGAAUGUCACCCAACGGAGAACAUGAAGAAUGUGAUGUUUGCUGUGUGUGUGUUUUUUUUUUUUUUUUUUUUUUUGCGUGCUUGUGCCAUAUCGACUCGUGUGUGUGUGUGUGUACGUGAAGUCAUGUCAGUAUACAUGUCAUACAUCCAGCCCGUCUGAAUGUGUACGAAUGUGAUAAUGUGUGCGUGCGGGUGUGUUUGUGUGUGUGUGUGUGUGUGUGAGAGAGAGAGAGAAAGCCUGUAGGCAGCCUGCCAGUUGUUUGUUCUUGAAGAUGUGCAUAUGGAGAAAGAGAGACGAGCGGCGGGGCCCCCGUGCCUCUUGCUCUGAUGAAAGGCAGCACUGAUAGAAUGACCCGGAACACAACCGCCGUUUCUCAUAAUUACAGCUGUUCAAUCGCUUUUAAUUACUCUUAAAGUGUGUAGAGCACCACAUUCCCCUGUUAUGCUGCAGGCCAUCCGAGCGAGCGAGAGAAAGAUCCGGCGCUUCUGACAAAAAAAAAAAAAAUCCACUUUCAAAAAAAAAAAAAAGCUAGAAAGGGUGGAAAAAGGGGGCCGA